Trichoderma citrinoviride is the source of this 1005-nucleotide messenger RNA. RefSeq names its product purine and uridine phosphorylase. The record is from RefSeq and is a predicted model, not a curated record. Gene Ontology annotation, biological process: nucleoside metabolic process. Lineage: Eukaryota; Fungi; Ascomycota; Sordariomycetes; Hypocreales; Hypocreaceae. The transcript has a single exon. Gene Ontology annotation, molecular function: catalytic activity. Bases 1 to 1005 code for a protein of 334 amino acids.
AUGGACUCUUCAAAGUAUACCUACGAAGACUACACCAUCGGCUGGGUCUGCGCCCUGCCGAACGAGCAGGCAGCCGCAAUGUUCAUGCUCGACGAGAGACACGAGGACCUCCCCAACCCAUCAGGCGAUUACAACGCGUACACCCUCGGAAGCAUCGGCAAACACAAGGUUGUCAUUGCCGGCCUACCCAAGGGCAGAUACGGCAACACCAGCUCAGCAACAGUGGCAACGCGCAUGGUGUCCACGUUUCCCAACAUCAAGUUCGGCUUGAUGGUGGGCGUCGGCGGUGGCAUUCCCCAGAAAACCCGCCUCGGAGACGUGGUCAUCAGCUGUCCUACUGCCUCGGAGCCGGGCGUUGUCCAGUGGGAUAUGGGCAGAGCAGAGCACAGCGGCAACUUCAGGAGAACUGGGUCGUUGGCUCCUCCGCCAACGUCUUUGCUCACAGCCUUGGGAAAGUUUGAAGCCGAUCAGAUGGCUUCGCGCACAAAGAUGCUCGGGUACCUGGAUGAUAUGAGAUGGAUGCCGAACGUUCGGAAAAGCUUCUUAAAGUCAGAUUCGCUCAAGGACGUCCUGUACAAGUCGGAAUACAGCCAUGUUGAGGGAGACGAUUGCACCCACUGCGACCCGAGGAUGGUGGUUGAUAGAGAGCCGAGAGAAGAGGACUUGGUGAUUCACUGCGGUCUCAUUGCAUCGGGCAACCAAGUCAUCAAGGACGCCAUGCUUCGCGAUAGCCUCUAUCGGAAGUUUGAUGAGAACCUCUUGUGCAUUGAGAUGGAGGCUGCGGGGCUGAUGAACGAGUUUCCCUGUAUCGUCAUCCGAGGGAUCUGCGACUAUGCCGAUUCUCACAAGAACAGAAAGUGGCAAGACUAUGCCGCAGCAGUUGCAUCAGCGUGUGCAAAGGCGUAUCUGACAGUGGUGCCGGCGGGCGAGGUUGAUAAGCUUCAACGAGUUCAAGGCAGGUUGACAUUUGGAAGAUCCCUCUUGGUAGAUGUGUGCCCUUGCUAA